This is a messenger RNA of Daphnia carinata, 1208 nucleotides long. Its product is annotated as phytanoyl-CoA dioxygenase, peroxisomal-like. Gene Ontology annotation, biological process: fatty acid alpha-oxidation. Gene Ontology annotation, molecular function: phytanoyl-CoA dioxygenase activity. NCBI's taxonomy places the organism in Eukaryota, Metazoa, Arthropoda, Branchiopoda, Diplostraca, Daphniidae. The transcript has 8 exons. The record is from RefSeq and is a predicted model, not a curated record. Bases 49 to 828 code for a protein of 259 amino acids.
CGGAUUGCCAUAUGUUUACAAUAUAUGGUUUAUUGAUUUAACCGUAAAAUGUUAAGCCAAACGCAACUACAAUUCUAUAAAGACAACGGGUAUCUUUUGUUGGACGAAGUGUACACGACAGCCGAAAUCGACGAAUGUUCUUCCGAAUAUGAUGAUAUUUUCGUACUGAAAAAGAACUCAGAACUUGAGGCCACAUGGAAAGGCGAUUGGAAGGAUGAAGCGUUGCCAACACAGCUUUUUUCCGUUCACAAUCUCCAAAACCAUGCUGCAAUUUUUACGAAGAUGCUUUUGAAAGACACAUUACUUCAAGCAAUUGCUGAUAUUCUUGGAACUAAAGACAUCUUACUCCAUCAUACAAAAGCUCAUGUAAAGCCAUCUGGUACAGGUUCGGCAUUUCCCAUGCAUCAAGAUUACCAAUACUUUCCAUACAAGAAUGAUUCUCUGGUUGCUGUUUUUAUACAUUUGGAUGAUACUAAUAUGGAAAAUGGGGGUUUAGCUGUUUAUCCUGGUUCACACCAUCUUGGACCAUUAGAAGAUAGAGGCAACAUUCCAGGCUGGCAUUAUGUCGACCAAGAUAAGUUCCCGAUCGACAAGGCAACGCCCAUUAACGCAAAGCGAGGGCAAGUCGUUAUUUUUUCGUAUCUACUUGUACAUGGCAGCUAUCCCAACACGUCUGAUGGCGUUCGACGAAUGCUGCUCUUUCAGAUGAUGUCAGCUCACGACGAAAAACUUAAGGAAACCCAUCGUUCCCCAUGCCAAGGCAUGGUUCUGAGUGGAAGAAAUCCGCAUGCAGAAGCCAGCAUUAAAAAACGGCAUGAAGAGUGCUGAGCACAGUGCAGUCAUGGAGGAUGCUUGUUAGACAUGUCUCCGAAAGUAUGUACAGUGGUCGAAAUAAAAGACAAUUACCCAAUUUUGUCACAAAUGGAGGACUCACCGUCAAAUCGAUCGCCAUUUUCUAUAGCUAAUUUUAGAACUGUAAAUCACGAAUGCUGCACGCAAACUGGGACAAGUGGUGUACUAAUCAAUAGCCGAAAAAGUGCCGAUUGUUGAAGGCCAUCAUACUAUUGGGAGCUGUCGGUAGAUGCCCGUUGUUGCACGUAAUGCCAUGUAGUGCCUUGGAUGCCAUGGAAGGAGAAUGGCAGUUUUUGAUGGCGGAGAACUGUACACUGAGAGGAAACACUUAAUUUACACAGAUUUUCGAAAAACAA